UGGGGCACAGUUUGUCACAACCAGUUUGACAUAAAGGAUGCAGACGUUGUUUGUAGAAUGCUGGGCUAUCCCAAUGCUACCCGGGUUCACAGUGAUGCUCAUUUUGGCCAAGGAACAGGACCCAUCUACAUGGAUGACCUACGCUGUGAUGGGAGCGAGACUAGCCUCUUUGACUGCUCGUACGCAGGGUGGACAAUUCACGACUGUGAUCAUGGCCAAGAUGUAGGCGUGGUCUGUCAAACAGAUUCCAGCAGAAUCCGUCUUGUCGGGGGUUCUAGUCCAAACGAGGGUCGUGUGGAAGUCCGGCCGGCCGACAGUUUCAGAUGGGGAACAGUGUGUCACGGCCAUUUUGACUUGAAGGAUGCAGAAGUUGUUUGCAGAAUGCUCGGCUAUCCCAAUGCCUAUCGAGUUCGUCCUAAUGCCUAUUUUGGCCAAGGAACAGGGCCAAUCUACAUGGACAACCUACAAUGUGACGGGACAGAGAGUAGUCUGUUUAACUGCUCGCACAAGGGAUGGCGGAGUUAUGACUGUGAUCAACCUAAUCGGGAGGACGUCGGCGUUGUCUGCGAUUACAGCAGAGUCCGCCUUGUCGGAGGUUCCAGUUGGAACGAAGGACGUGUGGAAGUCCGGCCGGACGACAGUAUGGACUGGGGCACAGUUUGUCACAACCAGUUUGACAUGGAGGAUGCAGAUGUGGUUUGCAAGAUGCUUGGCUAUCAAAGUGCCCGACAAGUUCAUAACGAUGCGUAUUUUGGCCUAGGACAGGGGCCAAUCUAUAUGGAUAACCUACAAUGUAAUGGGGACGAGAGUAGCCUGUUUAACUGCUCGUACCCAGGAUGGACGAUGCACGAUCCCAGCUGUAGUCAUGACCAAGACGCAGGCUUGGAAUGUACUGAAUCUUUCCUGUUGGUUGCUGAGAGUAGAAACAUAUUCCAAAUUGAAGUCCAGGACUGGUCCAAAGUCACGGUGUCGGAUAUGACGGAUCACUCAUCCAUGGGGGCUUACUGGUCGCUGGACUACGACCCAACGACUGACUUCAUGUACUGGGCAGCUGGAAGAAGCGUCAAACGGGUCCGUCGUGAUGGGAGUAGGAUGCAGACCAUUUUUGAAGCUGAGGGACGCAGUGGGUGA
Molecule: messenger RNA, 1131 nt
Organism: Branchiostoma belcheri (Belcher's lancelet)
Lineage: Eukaryota; Metazoa; Chordata; Leptocardii; Amphioxiformes; Branchiostomatidae
Product: neurotrypsin-like
Exons: 7
Coding region: 58-1131 (357 amino acids)
Cellular component (GO): membrane
Source: RefSeq, a predicted model, not a curated record